This is a messenger RNA of Osmia lignaria (orchard mason bee), 1130 nucleotides long. It is a transcript of the gene MED27, whose product is annotated as mediator complex subunit 27. The record is from RefSeq and is a predicted model, not a curated record. Gene Ontology annotation, molecular function: transcription coactivator activity. Gene Ontology annotation, cellular component: mediator complex. Gene Ontology annotation, biological process: regulation of transcription by RNA polymerase II. NCBI's taxonomy places the organism in Eukaryota, Metazoa, Arthropoda, Insecta, Hymenoptera, Megachilidae.
GCAGAGAGCUCGCUGCGUUCCCCCACCAUCUUCCAACCUGCGCGUCGCAGUUAUGGACUCUGGUGAACUGCGGUAUAUAUGGUGUUGGGUGUUUUGAUGGUUAUGUAUUGAUGCUAUUUCUGAAAGAAAUACGUAAUUAUUACGUUUUAAUGUAUUUUAUCCCGCAAAAAAUUAUUCGUUUACUGUAAUAUUAAGAACACAAAAUGGAGCAAUUGCAGACUGCAUUAACAGCAAUCAAAGUGUUACGUUCAAGUGUUGGUCAGGUGUUUGAUUCUUUAGGAAAUGGAUUAAGAGCUGACCAUGGAGAGGAGAAUAAAGAAAAUAAAUAUCUACUUGAAUUGCAAGAACUUUUAACAACUGUCAAUGUUAAUUUAAGAGAUGUUGAACAAGCUGUAAGCAGUUUAAAUCCACCACCAGGACCAUUUAAUUUAGGUAGUACAGCAUAUCUCAGUCAAGAAACAACACAAGAAAGACAAGCAUUAUAUGGUACAUUAGUCAAUAGUUACAAAUGGACUGAUAAAGUCCAUGAAUACAGUAAUGUUGCUCAAAUGUUACUUAGUCAAAAUUCCUUAAAACGCUCCUAUAAUACACCUAGCAGAGCUAAAAGAGGAAGAAUACAAACAAGCAAUCAUAAUGUUCCUCAACAACAAGUUGAUUCCUUAAUAGCUACAUUUGAUAGAUUAUUUAAUGAUAUGACAGUUUCUGUGUCUCGACCAUUUGCAUCAAAUGCAGUAUUACAUGUUACAUUAGGCCAUGUUUUAAAAGGAGUGAUAGCAUUCAAGGGCUUAAUGAUUGAAUGGGUAGUGGUAAAAGGCUAUGGAGAGACUAUGGAUUUAUGGACAGAAUCAAGGCACAAGGUUUUCAGAAAAGUAACAGAAAAUGCGCAUGCUGCAAUGUUACAUUUUUAUUCACCUGCGCUACCCGAAUUAGCAGUUCGAUCGUUUAUGACUUGGUUUCAUAGUCUGAAUAAUUUAUUUAGUGAUCCGUGUAAGCGUUGCGGCUUACACCUGCACAGUGCUUUACCACCGACAUGGAGAGAUUUUCGAACUUUAGAACCUUAUCAUCAAGAAUGUAAACCAUAAUAUUCUAGAAUAACAAAAUAAAUUUGUACAUAAUUGUUUUUUCUACUU